AUGGUGGCUCGUCUGUGGUCGCCAUCUUCUUUUGGCGUUUUAAUCCCUCGACCUGGGCCGUCUGCAUCCUGGCCUGCUGAACUUGUCUCUGCAUCCUUCUCAGCUGGGUUUUUGUCAGCCGUUCAGCGCUGCCCCCAGGUCGUGCGUGAUACCAAUGGUCAUCCCGCACGACCGGUGGGUUGA
Messenger RNA from Prunus armeniaca (apricot), 183 nucleotides. NCBI's taxonomy places the organism in Eukaryota, Viridiplantae, Streptophyta, Magnoliopsida, Rosales, Rosaceae. The record is from the annotation of a GenBank genome assembly.